ACCCUGACCAAUGCCUUUCCAUGCUCGAGACUCACUCGCGAAUUUCCUGUUUUCGCAUCCAAACAGCACGCAGCCGGCCGGGAACAGGGAAACUUCAACGUGUCCAUGGCACUGCAUAUGUAACUGGGUGCGGUGCUUCAUCGCUCGAAACCAUCUCUAGACCACUCUUGCCGCACGCGACUGACUCUAUCACGGAGAGUCAACAAGAACUGCGCUUGAGAUUUGGAAGUCUCGUGCUGCUGCUGUCGCUUUCACUCUGUCUCCACUGUCAACAGGCUGCCCCUUUCAUUGCCGCGACGGAUUGCAGCAUCCCCACCAAACUCAGACGUUCGAGGGGAUCACUCCUCUUAUCCAAGAUGAUGCGGCCAGAAGGCAACCCGCUGGCGCCCGGCGCCGGCAUGGUGGGCAGCGGCGCACCUCGUCCCGCAGCCGAUGAGCUGGGCGGCCCCUCGCCCGCCGAGCAAUUUUUGGCAGUCAUCUCGCUCUACCAGCGCCAGUUUCAGGCGUUCCUCGACCAGACCACGCCGUUCGCUGGGCGGCGCUGGGCAUUCACGGGCGGCGCGCUGUUCAUAUUCAUGCUGCGGAUCGUCCUGGCGCAAGGGUGGUACAUCGUCUGCUACGCGCUUUUCAUCUACCUCCUCAACCUGUUCCUCGCUUUCCUCACACCCAAAUUUGACCCGAGCUUGGAGGACGACCUUGCAGCGCAAGACGUCGAAGAGGGCGAGCCGGGCCUUCCAACCAGUGCAAGCAGCGGAGUGUUCAAGUUUGGGUCUAGGAGUAAUGGCAGCGGUGGUCUGAUGAGCGGCAUAUUUGGUGGACCACAGCCGGAGGACGAAUUCAGGCCUUUCAUCCGCCGCUUACCUGAAUUCAAGUUCUGGCUCUCAGCGUCACAAGCAAUCCUCAUCUCUCUCUUCUGCACAUUCAGCAGCAUCUUCGACCUGCCAGUGUACUGGCCCAUCCUCGUCGUCUACUUUUUGCUCUUGUUCGUCCUCACUAUGCGACGGCAGAUCCAGCAUAUGAUCAAAUACAGAUACGUACCCUUUGACCUGGGCCGAAAAGCGACGUACGGCAGGAAGUAAAGAAAAAAUCUGCCAGCGGAUGGCUGCCUGUGAGCAUUAUGAGCUCAGGAUGGACCGACGUCAGCAGCAGGACAAUGCGGCAUAGAAGGCGGAACAAGCUGCAACUCAGCAAAUGGGGCUAGGUUGGACACAUUGGUGAUAUUGGAAGCAUUGGACAAGAGCAAAGCGGGAAUGUACAAUAUUGGAUGGGUCUCCAGCCAGGUCUCAGCAUACCGCAACAUCUCGCAGAGUGCACGCGACGAUGGAAACCCUCCUGUUUCACAUUCGUUCGCUCGCCGACCUGAACGUUCCAGGCUCAUUCGCUACUGCCACGACUCUCCAUCUUCGCCAGACAUGUGCAAUCGACGUGGUUUCACAUAGAAGCAACACAUUUGCGGCGGUGCCCUGAGAGCCUCCGUACGCGUAUAUGUUCUUUCUGCAAUGCAGCCAUUUCAGUAUAAUUGUAUAGAUCUAUUUUGUCA
Molecule: messenger RNA, 1540 nt
Organism: Tilletiaria anomala UBC 951
Lineage: Eukaryota; Fungi; Basidiomycota; Exobasidiomycetes; Georgefischeriales; Tilletiariaceae
Product: Rer1-domain-containing protein
Exons: 3
Coding region: 21-1079 (352 amino acids)
Biological process (GO): retrograde vesicle-mediated transport, Golgi to endoplasmic reticulum; protein retention in ER lumen
Cellular component (GO): Golgi membrane
Source: RefSeq, a predicted model, not a curated record